Messenger RNA from Lachancea sp. 'fantastica', 2691 nucleotides. NCBI's taxonomy places the organism in Eukaryota, Fungi, Ascomycota, Saccharomycetes, Saccharomycetales, Saccharomycetaceae. The record is from the annotation of a GenBank genome assembly.
AUGACCGAAACUCUCGGCUUCAAAGAUAAGGUGGUGAUCAUUACCGGAGCUGGUGGGGGCCUAGGCAGGGUAUACGCUUUGGAAUUUGCUAAAAGAGGAGCGAAUGUUGUUGUCAACGAUUUAGGCGGUUCUUUAGGUGGAGAGGGACACAACUCGCGAGCAGCUGACGUUGUCGUCAAAGAAAUCCAAGACAAAUUUAAGGUUCGAGCUGCGGCAAAUUACGAUUCGGUGACGGACAAUGCAGCAGGAAUUGUGAAAACGGCAAUUGAUCAUUUCGGGCGCGUGGAUGUCAUCAUCAAUAACGCGGGAAUUUUGCGGGACUCUAGUUUCGCUAAAAUGAAGGACUCGGCAUUCGACGCCGUAAUCGACGUUCAUCUCAACGGCGCUUACAAGCUUACGAAAGCUGCUUGGCCUAUUUUCAGAAAGCAGAAUUUUGGCAGGGUCGUCAAUACUUGCUCUCCGGCUGGGCUUUACGGCAAUUUUGGGCAGGCCAAUUAUUCAGCGGCCAAAUUAGGUCUUGUUGGUUUCUCUGAAACUUUGGCUAAAGAGGGGUACAAGAACAACAUUUAUGUCAACUGUAUUGUUCCACUAGCUCGUUCUCGCAUGACGGAACGAAUCAUUCCCCCUCACAUCCUCAAAAACCUGGCCCCAGAAAAUAUAGCACCCAUGGUUCUCUACUUGAGCCACGAGUCUACAAAAGUGACAAAUUCGAUUUUUGAGCUUGCAGCAGGUUACUAUAGUCAAAUUCGGUGGGAACGGUCUUCUGGUCAGAUUUUCAACCCUGAUCCCAAAACUUUUACCAGUGAAGCUAUUCUUAACCAGUGGAAAUCCGUUGUUGACUACCAUGAUAAGCCGUUCAACAAAGUUGGUCACCCUGUACAGCUGAGUGACUACAAUGCAUUGAUCAACAAGGCAAGACAGCUGCCCGCCAACGAUCAGGGCACGACAUCUAUCGAUUCACUCAAGGGCAAAGUAGUGAUCGUCACAGGCGCUGGUGCUGGGUUGGGCAAAUCCCAUGCCUUAUAUUUCGCAAAAUAUGGCGCCAGGGUUGUCGUGAACGACAUACGUGAUCCACAUACUGCAGUUGCAGAAAUUAAGGAGAAAUAUGGCAAGGAUUCAGCCGUGGCUGACACACAUGAUGUCGUUUCUAAUGCGGAAGAGAUUGUCCGGACCGCGUUGGAUCAUUUCGGAAGAGUUGACGUGCUCGUUAAUAACGCUGGCGUGUUAAGAGACAGGUCUUUUGUGAAGAUGUCCGACGAGGAAUGGCUUCUCGUUCUCAAAGUACAUCUCUAUUCCACUUUUGGACUAUGCAAAGCUGUCUGGCCAGUUUUUCUCAAACAAAAGGGAGGCUUCAUCAUCAAUACAACAUCGACGUCUGGCAUUUAUGGAAAUUUUGGACAGGCAAAUUAUGCGGCUGCGAAAGCUGCUGUGCUGGGACUUUCUAAGACUCUAGCCUUAGAAGGGUCUAAGUCUAAUAUAUUGGUAAAUGUGGUUGCUCCACAUGCUGAAACCGCAAUGACCAAAACGAUCUUUUCCGAUAAGGAACUGGGGAACCAUUUUGAUCCCAGUCAAGUGUCACCGUUCUUCGUUUUACUGGCUUCGCAAGAACUUUCCAAGAAGGUAGGAAAACCUGUCACUGGUCAGUUGUUUGAGGUUGGUGGCGGCUGGUGCGGCCAAACCAGGUGGGAAAGAAGUAAGGGAAUAGUCAGCCCUAAACCAUCACCAGAGUUUCUGCGGGACAAUUGGAACAAGCUUGUCAAUUUCACAAAUAGCACGCACCCGUCGUCUACUCAAGAAUCAUCAAUGUCAAUACUACAGAAUGUUACUGAAGCACUGGAAUCCGCAGCCUCCAAGUUACUAUUCAAAUACACCGAGAGGGAUUCUAUCUUGUAUAACUUGGGAUUGGGGUGCACGAGUCAGGAAUUAAGGUAUUGUUAUGAGAAUGACCCCAAUUUUCAAGUUUUGCCCACUUUUGGAGUGAUACCCUUUAUGACCAGCGGUAAUUCCAUCAAGAUGAAUACUCUUGUUGACAACUUCAAUUAUGCCUUCCUUUUACACGGGGAACAGUAUUUCAAGUUGAACCAAUUUCCUCUGCCAACCAAAGGUUCUUUGAAAACAGUAGGAAGGCACCUUCAAGUAAUCGACAAGGGCGGAAAGGCAGCUGUGAUUGUUGGAGGAUACCAGACAAUUGAUACGGAAACAAACAAACCAAUUGUAUACAAUGAAGCAACAUUUUUCAUCCGUGGCGCAAAAGUCCCCAAAUCGAAACAAGUCAACGAGACUAGAAGCAAAUUCGCUAUUCAACAGUUCAAAGUGGGUGACGGAAAACCCGAUUUUGAAGCUGAGAUUACUACGGAUAAGAAUCAAGCAGCCAUUUAUCGUUUGUCUGGAGACUUGAAUCCUCUGCACAUCGAUCCAAAUGUUUCCAAGAUGGCAAAGUUCCCUAGACCGAUCCUACACGGAUUGUGCACGCUAGGAGUGACAGGGAAAGCUUUGUUUGAAAAGUUCGGCCAGUUCGAUGAAUUUAAGGUACGUUUCACCAACGUUGUAUACCCAGGGGAUCGGUUGAAAGUAAAAGCUUGGAAAAAGCCUAAUGGCGUCAUAGUAUUCCAGACGGUUGACGUGGAUCAAAACUACGUCGUCCUUGAUAAUGCUGCCCUCAAACUUGUUGGUGGAAAAGCCAACUUUUGA